AUGUCAUUGCUUCUAUUGUUGGAGGUAAUUCUGGCAGGCGUCGCUUCAGGACAGAAGAAUAUCAUCACCCUGAAAGAUGGGGGCUAUUCAAAUCUUCUCAUCGCAAUCGAUCCUCAAGUGGAAGAGAAUCCGACCAUCAUCGAUAAUCUCAAAACUAUGUUUACAUCAGCAUCCCAGCGUCUUUACCAGGCCAGUAAGAAGCACGUCUACUGGGAACACAUCAAGAUUCUAGUUCCAAACACCUGGUCCAUCCAGUCCCAGUACCAGUCAGCAAGAACCGAGACCCUACAGUCCGCCAACAUCAUCGUCCACGAGUUUGAGGACGACGAGCCAUUCGUGGAUAACGUAGCAGGUUGCGGGAAGGAAGGGAGUCUGAUGCAUAUGACACCGAAGUACAUCAUUGAUGAAGAGUAUAGAGAAGACAAGUUUGGCAACACAGAUCGCGUCCUCGUCCGUAGCUGGGGAUACUACCGGUGGGGGUUGUUCAAGGAACACUAUGACGGCAAAGGAGGAGGUGCUCCUGCCUACGAUUCGCCAUACAGUGGCACAGAAGGAACCCGUUGCUCGCUUAAGAUCAAAGGAAACCUUGAGAUGCCAGGAGGCAGUCCUUGUCAGAGAAGCCCUAACAAUGCUAACUCUGGUUAUCAUCCCGACUGCCGCUUCGUUCCCGAGACUCAAGGACAGACAGCUACAGCAUCGUUGUUGUUUGCACCGAGAGGUGCUCACAUACAUUCGGUCGAGGAUUUCUGUGAGGAGGAUUCGCACCCGGAUAGCGUACACAAUCCGCUAGCUGCAAACCUCAUGAACAUCAAUUGCGGUGGCGACAGUGCAUGGAAGGUCAUGCUAGACAGAACAACAGACUUCCGGAAUGGUACAUCACUGAUAUCUAACACCACACCCAAUUUUGAAGUCCUUCAGGUCUCUUUGGUCCGAAGUGUCGUCCUUGUGCUUGACAUCAGUGGUAGUAUGGCAGGUAAUCGAUUUGAUCGAAUGAUUCAAUCAUCUAUUCAUUACAUUAUGAAUAUAAUUCCGGAAAACAGCAAACUCGGAAUCGUUAGUUUCUCAACUGGCUCGUCAGUAAGAGCCUCUCUUACGGAUAUCACCGAUACGUCUUCGCGAGAAGGACUCGUCAACGACUUACCUUCAGGAACAACUGGUACCACCUGCAUUGGAUGCGGGAUAUUAAAAGGCAUUGAGGUACUUGGAUCUUAUGCAGAGGGUGGAUACCUCUUACUCCUCAGUGAUGGUGGUGAGAAUGUAUAUCCGUACAUCGAAGACACGUACGAUGAAAUUGAAGAAGCAGGUGUCAUCAUUGACACCAUCACCAUAAGCAACGCAGCCGAUCCGAAAAUGGAGGAUCUGUCUACAAGGACAUCAGGCUUAUCAAGCUUCUGCUCGGACACUGGGACUGGAACGUGUCUGCAGCAAGCAUUCCAGAGAACUGUCACAGAGAGGCCCGACAUUAGCAUGGAAACAGUUCCAGCACAGGUUGGUUAA
Messenger RNA from Lytechinus variegatus (green sea urchin), 1497 nucleotides. RefSeq names its product calcium-activated chloride channel regulator family member 3-like. Bases 1 to 1497 code for a protein of 498 amino acids. NCBI's taxonomy places the organism in Eukaryota, Metazoa, Echinodermata, Echinoidea, Temnopleuroida, Toxopneustidae. The record is from RefSeq and is a predicted model, not a curated record. The transcript has 6 exons.